AUGGACAACCAGCAUCAACUUUCUGAAGUGUCACAAUCACUUCCAGUUGAGAUCAUCAUCAAAAUCCUCUCCUACGUCAACCACAAAGACUUAAAGACCUGUCGUCUAGUGUCAAAACAAUUCUACGACUUAAUCCGCACCACAUCUGAAUUAAUCAAAAAAUUAAAGUUCGUCGUCCAAUUCAGCACAAAUAUUAGCAAAAAAGAGACAUGGAAGCAACGAGCGAUUGACAUUAACAACAAUUCAACAUAUCAAGUUCCAUCAGGAAGACCACUCUAUAGACCUAAUGAUCUUAUUGGAGAUGCAACAUUGCAAGUUCCUCAGCCACUAAACUUUGAGAACAUUAAAGGACCUUUCAUCCGCAACAUAAUUUUAAAGUUGAACAAUUUUGAUGAAUUUUCAUGGAAUUUCAUGAAGGAACUGCCAAAUUUAGAAGAUUUAUCGAUUGAAGAAACCAGACAUGUCACUUAUGACUUUAUACCAGCACAAGAGGAUCCCAUCGACCUAUCAAAGCUGACGUCACUAAAGCUCACUCAAAGAUUACUCAACAGCUUCACAUCCAGCACCAAAAAUGUAAAUAACCUCAAAGCGCUUACAAUCAAAGUCACAUCCGAAGAUCAUCAAGAACUAUUGACAGACUUCAUUGUCCAACAAGACAACUUGAAGGAAUUGUACCUCAACAUUGAUCCAUUAAUAGAUUCAAUCAACUUUCCAGCCACAGACAUAACCUCAAAAAUUAAAUUUCAACUGACAAAAUUUAAAUUAACAUUGAGUGCUGUUAGGAAUGAAAGUCAGCACUUCCAACAGUUUUUUGAGUCUCAAGCUGGACAUUUGGAAAGUCUGAAGCUUAACUUCAACCCAGACGACCAACUUCUCACAUCAAUUUUCACAAAAUGCACAAAUUUAAAGCAUUUUGGACUUAAAUUAUCUCCAAGAUCUGAUUCAUUCUCAAGACUUGAUCAAGAACUGCAAAUGCCGUCCGUAAGAUCCAUCAAAGACAGAUUUAUUGAUGAUCAAAAAAUCACAUUAAUCACUGCACGAUUCCCAAAUGUCAGGGAAUUACAAUGUGGACUUAUGAGAGACAUCCAUGGAUGUUUUGAUAAAAUAAGAAAAAUUAGCGUUGAAAGCCUCUUUUGUCAUACGAUGGGUGACUGUGCAUUUCCUAAUUUGAAGGAACUUUACAUCAAUAAUGCUUAUGGAUUUCGAGAUAAGGCCUGGAGGCAGUUCCAUAAGAAUAUCAUGGAACUUGAGCAGCUGAAGAUUGCGGAAAUUUGCUGA
Chironomus riparius is the source of this 1278-nucleotide messenger RNA. NCBI's taxonomy places the organism in Eukaryota, Metazoa, Arthropoda, Insecta, Diptera, Chironomidae. The record is from the annotation of a GenBank genome assembly.